Messenger RNA from Fusarium vanettenii 77-13-4, 306 nucleotides. RefSeq lists its product as uncharacterized. Lineage: Eukaryota; Fungi; Ascomycota; Sordariomycetes; Hypocreales; Nectriaceae. The coding region runs from base 1 to 306 and encodes 101 amino acids. The transcript is spliced from 2 exons. The record is from RefSeq and is a predicted model, not a curated record.
AUGCGGACAGAUAACAACACUAAGACUCUCACCACUGCCGAGCGUCCUGCAAAGGAGGCGAACUUCGACGUCGAGAAACCAGGAGAGGUACACAACGAAUACCUGGCCAAUGCUCAGGGGGAGGGUGAUGUCGAUUAUUCUAGAGCCAGGACUGAGAAAUAUCCAGAAGAGGACAAACCGACCCUGUGGCUUAUGUGCUGGCUCAACUACUUGGACCGAAAUGCCAUUGCAGUGGCAAGACUCAACGACCUCGAGGAUAACCUCGGCCUGGUCGGGUGCAAUACAACACGGCUGUGUCAAUUUUAA